AUGGCGACUUCAAAUCGAAUGUCUGUUUACUCAGGAGCCUCGACUCCAAACGGCGUCCGGACUGCGGUGCAACAGUCCACGCAAGUCUCGACGACCACCCUGCUCAACGCUCUACACACAGCCUAUGCAUCAGGUCAACCAUACCGAUUAGAUGCAAGCACCAGCUUGGUUGUGAACACCUGGCUGACAGCUGCCCACCCGAGCGUGGAAGGUCAUGAGGGAGGGACCGUUGAUAAUGAAUUGGCACGCCAAGCUUGGGAGCACGCUCGACGGCGGGCUGAAGAUGCUUGCAUUGUCCUGGGAUCUUUGCAUCACUCGACUCCAUCGCUCCUAGUACCCUUUAUAUCAAAGCUUCCGCUCGCUAUUCCGUCUUCUGUAUAUACUGCCCUCUCCGUUCUUCGACCUUUUACGCAUUGUGUGACUCCUCACAACCCUUCGACGCCUCGACACUCUGCCGUAGCGGCCACCUUCAGCGUCACCCUUGCGGGCAACAUUAGCGGAGCUUCGUUAGCCUUCUCCAAAUCUGGCAUAGAUCUAUCGCAAGGGCUCCUGCACAUACCGGAAGAGGCCGGCUACCGAGCAUUCGACGUUUUCUACUAUCUCCUCACAUCCGCUUCUACCCCUGCGGAGCGGGAAUUUCUGAGCCUCAAAAGUCCAUCAACUUAUGGUCUCCUGAACAGAUCUGGCACCUACUCGCCUCCUAGCUUUCUUCCGACAGCAGACGACGCAGCAGCAUCAGAAGACUUCCGAGCUUCGUUAAAGGCAGUAGGAAUAAAAGGAGCCUCUUUUCGCAAUUUGCUCUCAACAUUGGCAGCGCUCCUCAAACUUGGUGAGACUGUUGGCCUGUUAAUUGACCAAGAAGACCUUGAAGAAAUAUGUGAAGAUGUUGGGGGCCUCAUUGGGAUUGAGCCGGAGGUUCUCAUGCGCAAGUGCAGCACAGACGAGAGGGAAAUCCUGAUAUCCGGAAUCUAUGAGACUCUCGUGGACUGGGUGCUACUGAAAGCAAACACUUCCAUCAAGGAAGAUUUGCAAAGAGUACGUGAAGGUGACGAUUCAAGUGAGAGUGGACUUGGGGCACGAACCCCGAGAACAGACGAGGAAAGAGAAGAUACUGUCAAUAUCACCGUCGUGGAAAUCCCUAGUCAAGAACUCGGAAGGGCUGUCGCCUUACGCGGCGUUUUCGAUGACAACCUUGGAAUUCUCGCGGAAAUGAAGGAAGAUGGCAUUGACGUCACGCAAGCCGGUCAUUCAGUCGUCAAAGAGAUGCACAAUGCUGUCGCAGAUGUAGCUGCAGAUUUGAGCUUGACUACCACGCCUGCAAGCCGCGAAAAGACGGCUGAAAGAGAACGCCAAGAGGAUCUCCUUUUGCGAAUCGGAGAAGAAGCCGAGCUGGGAGGUUUCUUGAGAAAGAUAAUCCACCCACAGGAAGGUCAGGACGUGAGACGUGGCAUGCAAGCGAGAAUGGAUCUUCCUGAUGUCCUUGGAAGCAGUAGAAACUGGUAUCAUCUUUCGCUACAUCCCACAGACGAGCCAUUAGCAACCCUCAGCAGCUUAGCAUCAACAACAUCGGCUUGGUCUGCAGGUUCAGUAUCCAAAGAACUCCGGUCUUGGCGUCUGCCAGAAUGGGCCAACUACCGUAAUAAAGCUUUAGACUUUACCGCCGAUUUCGAUAUUGACGAAUUUGUCACUCGUUACUCGCGCCUAGGAUGUCAGGAUGGGCGAGACGGCGUCGAGAGCUGGAUUUUGGAACGUGGCUGGAGCAAUGGUGAAGUCGUUGUUGGUCAUGACCGUGUCUGGAUUCGGGAAGGUGCAUGGUGGGAUGCCGAAAGUAUGCUAGAUAUCAAGCCUGCCGAAAACGGUAUGCAUACGCAGCAGCAGUUCGACAUGAUGGGUGGACACGGUAUGGACAGCAGCUACUCCGCGAUGACACCCGGUCAUAAUGGCAGUGGUUUCUUUCCUCCGAUGGAAGGAGAUUACGGGAGCCGCGACAAUCUAUUGCAGAGACAACAAAGUUCGGCUACUCUUGCACAAAGCGCGAUGGGAAUAGCGAAGUCUAUUGCACCCACCGCAGCCAAGACCCUCAAUACAAUGGCUGGUGACUACGGACUAGGCGUCAAAGGCGACGAAAAACGCAACAUUUCCUACUAUGACGACGAGAUAGGACAAUAUACCGGCGGUUUGGAUCCUGAGCUAGCUGAGCCGAAAUCUGUGACAUCUCAGCCCAUAGAUAAAACGCGUCGUCUCUGGGUAGCCUUCGUAUGGGCUUUGACUUUCUGGAUCCCCUCAUUUGUCUUGAGAUAUGUUGGCCGAAUGAAACGACCUGAUGUGCGGAUGGCUUGGAGAGAAAAGAUAGUCCUGACACUUCUGAUAUUUUUCCUAAAUGCCGUAGUCAUAUUCUACAUUGUUGAAUUUGGGCGCCUCUUAUGCCCCAACUUUGACAAGGCUUGGAACCAGAAGGAAGUCGGCUAUCAUCAAGGCAACGGUGACUUUUGGGUGAGCAUUCACGGGAAAGUCUAUGAUAUAACGAAGUUCGCCAAGCAUUCUCACGGAGACAUUGAACCAGUCGCCGAUUCAACAGCAAUGGCACCGUUCGCAGGAUUGAAUCUGGAUGAGUAUUUUCCUGUACCAUUGACGGUGGGAUGUAGAUUUCUUGUCAACGAUGAAGUCCCCAAAUUACUGGCGAACACCACACCCAUGUACCCGAAUGGUAUCCACACGUCAGGCCCAACUUACCAAUCCAAUCCAAACACACAUCUUCACGACAUAGAUUGGUACACUACUAGGUUCCUUCCGGAAAUCAAAAAAUACUACAAGGGUGAUCUAGUUACCACCAAGAGCGCCGUUUCCUCUCAAGCCGACAAAUCAAGCAGACAAUGGAUCAUUCUGAAAGGUAAAAUCUAUGACCUCACUGAUUAUUUCUAUACCAAGAAAACACAGAACAACAUCGAUUCUUAUUCUUUCAUUCCCUCAAAGGUAUCUGAUCUGAUACAAGCAAACGCUGGUUCUGAUAUAACGGAUCAAUGGGAUGACAACAACCCAGAUUUUGGCAAGACGCUCAAUUGUAUGGACAAUACCUUCUAUCAGGGAAAGACCGAUUUCAGAGACACCGCAAAGUGUCAAGUUAACAACUACAUUCUGCUGGCUUUCACAAUCGUUCUAUGUGCGGUUAUCUUGACGAAAUUCUUGUCAGCUUUACAAUUCGGCUCUAAGCGUCGACCUGCCCCUCAAGAUAAAUUUGUCAUUUGUCAGGUUCCUGCCUAUACUGAGGGCGAAGAUCAGCUACGGAAAGGUCUGGACUCCUUGACUGCGCUUCAAUAUGACAACAAGAGAAAAUUGAUCUGCGUCGUCUGCGACGGCAUGAUUGUUGGGGGUGGCAAUGACCGCCCAACUCCCAAGAUCGUUCUUGACAUUCUUGGCGUCGACCCCAAAAUUGAUCCUCCAGCCCUUCCGUUCAAGGGAGUCGGCCAAGGCAGCGAACAGCUAAACUAUGGAAAAGUCUACUCGGGUCUGUAUGAAUAUGAAGGCAAUGUUGUGCCAUACAUUGUGGUUGUCAAGGUCGGAAAGGAGUCGGAGCAAACGAAGUCGAAGCCAGGUAACCGUGGAAAGCGAGACUCCCAGAUUCUCCUUCUCAGCUUUCUCAAUCGCGUUCACCACAGGUCGCCAAUGUCACCACUAGAGCUCGAGAUGUUCCACCAGAUUAACAACAUCAUUGGUGUUGAUCCAGAGCUUUAUGAGUAUCUCUUUAUGGUCGACGCAGACACAAGUGUCAAAGAAGACUCGCUCAACCGCCUCGUUGCAAGCUGCGCCAAUGAUGCGAAGAUUGCUGGUAUUUGCGGUGAAACUAGUCUGGAAAAUGAAGAGAGGAGUUGGUGGACCAUGAUCCAAGUCUAUGAGUACUAUAUAUCGCAUCAUCUGGCCAAGGCAUUCGAGUCGCUCUUUGGCUCUGUCACUUGUUUACCCGGAUGGUAG
Bacidia gigantensis is the source of this 3969-nucleotide messenger RNA. RefSeq lists its product as uncharacterized. The record is from RefSeq and is a predicted model, not a curated record. NCBI's taxonomy places the organism in Eukaryota, Fungi, Ascomycota, Lecanoromycetes, Lecanorales, Ramalinaceae. Bases 1 to 3969 code for a protein of 1322 amino acids. The transcript has 2 exons. Gene Ontology annotation, cellular component: myosin complex; cell periphery; cell septum. Gene Ontology annotation, molecular function: ATP binding; chitin synthase activity; cytoskeletal motor activity.